This is a messenger RNA of Lottia gigantea (owl limpet), 1082 nucleotides long. RefSeq lists its product as hypothetical. The coding region runs from base 82 to 327 and encodes 81 amino acids. Gene Ontology annotation, biological process: respiratory chain complex IV assembly. NCBI's taxonomy places the organism in Eukaryota, Metazoa, Mollusca, Gastropoda, Lottiidae. The transcript is spliced from 3 exons. Gene Ontology annotation, cellular component: mitochondrion; respiratory chain complex IV. The record is from RefSeq and is a predicted model, not a curated record.
AAAACAAGGAAUGAAUGAAGGAAUGAAAUGAAAUCCAUGGACAAGACAAGGUAAAUUAUAAAGGAUCAGAGGAAAAGAGAAAUGGCUUACCCAAACAAAGAAGAAAGAGAGAUCUGUUAUAAAGCUCGAGAUGAUUUUUGGAAGUGUGUAGAGGACAAUGAUGGCGACAAAUCUAAGUGUAAAAAGUUACGCUCAAUCUAUGAAUCUAAGUGCAGUAAAUCAUGGGUGAAACACUUUGACAAAAGAGUAGAAUUUCUGAAUUAUAAAAAACAAAUGGCAGCUGGUUAUGACCCUAUAACACAGGAACCACUAAAACCAGAGACGUAGUAUUAGAGGUCAUACAAGUUGUAUGGACAUAAUAACUUUGGUGAUAAAAAAAUACAAUUGUAAUUUCUGAUGCUGUGUGGGAAGUGUGACUUUAUAAUUUGCUGCAUUAAGUAUUCCCAACUUUAGAGAUCCAGUGAAGUUGUUUGGACUGUGGAGUCAAUUCGAUUUAAUAAAAGCACCCCUUUAAAAUAGGUGUAGAAAAUUAAAUAGUGAAAUAGAAUGAUUUUGAGCCACAGUCUGCAGGAGUAUUUCUUCUUAUCCUGGUAGUGUUUAUAGCUUGAUAUGAUGAUAAUAGAUCAAUGAACUUUACAUGUUAUUGUGUUCAUGGUAAACCUAUUUGAACGAGUGAGUUAUCUCUGAACUUUUUGCAAUUUUCUUUAAUAGAUAUCAAUGUUCCAUAACCAUAUAAUUUGAAACUCUGAACGAGAUAUUAUCAACAGAAUGUAAUUAAGAAGUAAACUGUUUUAUACUAGGUAGUAUGAAUGAAACAAAUAAAGUCAUUUGUUUUUUAAUUGCUAUGAAGUCUAAUUACAAUUAGACCAAAAUUCUAUUCUGUUUUCUUUUAAUUAACUUUUAUUUUUUAUAUAGUCACUUCAACUGAGUUUCAAUUAACCUUCUGACGCAACUUUAUAACACCUAACCAAACAAAUUUCUACCUACUCCAGCACUGGCCUUUCAUGUUUUAAGUCGAAAGGUUAAUUUGAUGAAUGUUGAAAAGGGCUGUCGUUAGACUCUAAUAAAGUUAAAAGCUAAUU